This is a messenger RNA of Caenorhabditis remanei, 915 nucleotides long. RefSeq lists its product as uncharacterized. NCBI's taxonomy places the organism in Eukaryota, Metazoa, Nematoda, Chromadorea, Rhabditida, Rhabditidae. The transcript has 2 exons. The record is from RefSeq and is a predicted model, not a curated record. Bases 1 to 915 code for a protein of 304 amino acids.
AUGCUCUCCAACACCUCUUUCAAAACCAAAUGUGUCAUCAGGCCAUUCUUGGUAAAACCAGAUUUCCGAAUCGCUCUAAUCGAUAACUCUUCGGGACAAUCGAUAGCAUUAUUUCAUGGAUUCAAAUUCUCCGUUUUUAGAAUUAAUGUAAAUCAAUUAGAUCACGAAAAUAUUACAGUCAGCAAGUUCGCUCUAUCCACCAGCCGAGUGAUCAGUGUCCCGUUGAGCGUCACCAAUAAACAAGCAGUCACCCACUGGUCAACUCGCUACGAGGGGUUUAUAAGACUUCUUCAAAUAAUUCUAGACACGUUUUCCAUUAAAUCAGUGUCCUGGAGUAUAGAUAACCAGGUGGAUGAGUCGACAGACUUACUUGUGACCGAUUGGGUGGCUAACCAGGGUCUCAAACUUUCGUUGCUCAAAGUAACCGGAGAAAAAAUGAAUGUAGGAGUUGUCCACUCGUUUCUCCAACUAUUCGAGAGUAAUCCGCAGCUGGAAUUGCUUGGGCGACAAGACAUUACUCGAUAUUUUUUCGAGGACUAUAAAUUCUCCCGUCUCAGAAUCCAGAACGCUGAGUGGUUCCAGCUCUCAUGGGCGGUACACUCGAAAACCGUCAGGCUUACUGUAAGAAUUUUUGAUGAGCUCAGUCUAAACGAGUUCCUGAUUCUUUGGAUUGCAACGGAGAGCUCGGACAUGUUGGAGCAUUUGGAUUUGGAGCAAACUGCUGGAAUUUUUAAUAUUCCAAGCGUUUUGAACGGUUUGGAGGCGGUGAAGAUGGAUAAGGAAUCCGUGGAGGAUUUGGGAAUCCCGCUCAUUGAGAUCAAGGAAUACUACAGUAUUACUCAGACACUUAACACAAAUAAAAAAGCAAUUCUAUAUUUUGCGGAGAAAAGAUUCAUCUUCAAAGUUGUUCAAUAA